Bombina bombina (fire-bellied toad) is the source of this 5263-nucleotide messenger RNA. It is a transcript of the gene DEPDC1, whose product is annotated as DEP domain containing 1. The record is from RefSeq and is a predicted model, not a curated record. Gene Ontology annotation, cellular component: nucleus; transcription repressor complex. Bases 109 to 2565 code for a protein of 818 amino acids. The transcript is spliced from 12 exons. Lineage: Eukaryota; Metazoa; Chordata; Amphibia; Anura; Bombinatoridae. Gene Ontology annotation, biological process: intracellular signal transduction.
UGGAAUGCAGUGAGUGUAUAGAGUUUAGUUGCUUAUUGGUAAUGAGGGGUUAAAGGGCCGCAGGCGGCUCGGAUUGUUCAAGUCUCGGUCCUUAAUACCGUGCACGUGAUGGAGGGUCGCAUUGUCACUCCCGGGCCGUACAGGGCCACCAAAUUGUGGAAUGAAGUGACUAAAUACUUUCGGGCGGGUAUGCCACUAAGAAAACACAGGCAACACUUUCGAACAUUUGGAAAUUGCUUUACAGCUUCUGAGGCAAUAGACUGGCUUCACCAACUUCUGAAAAGCAAUAGCAAUUUUGGCCCAGAAGUCACAAGGCAGCAGACAAUCCAGCUCUUAAGGAAAUUCUUAAAAAAUCAUGUAAUUGAAGAUCUAAAGGGGAGAUGGGGCGCUGAAGACUUAGAAGACAACAAUAAUCUUUACAGAUUUCCAUCAACGUCUCCAGUAAAAACUGUUCCAAGCCGCCAUCCUUUGUGGAAAAGAGGUAGUUUGGAAAACAUCUUCAAAGAGCGUGAUGGUCUCUUCAAGAUGCCACAUUUUUCUAAGAGAACACCUAAAAAGCAUAACUUGCUUGAUGCAAAGGCUGACCAAGAAAACCAAGGAAUUGAAGAGAUGGAUGAGGAUAAAGGAAAAGAGUCAUGUCCAAAAGAGCUGAGCAAGGAAGAUAUAGAAGACAUCUGGGGAAGCAUCACUUUGACACAUCUUCAGAAAAUUCUUGCUUUGCCAUCCUUGGAAGAAGUAUUGAAUCCUGCACAGAUCAAACCUGGGCAUAUCAUGUAUAAUAUGACGCAUACGAGUAAACAUGGAGUAGUCGUUCUGCUAGAUAAAACAGAUGACCUUCCUCAUUGGGUUCUGUCUGCUAUGAAGUGCCUUGCAAACUGGCCAAGAAAUGAUAUGAGCCAACCAACAUAUCCUGGAUUUGAACGAGAUGUUUUUAGGACCGUUGCUGAUUAUUUUCUGAAUCUCCCUGAUCCUUUACUUACAUUUGAAUAUUAUGAGCUGUUUGUUAAUAUUUUAGUUGUAUGUGGCUACAUAACGGUUCCUCACAGGCAUAAGGGGAAGCGUAAACUUCAGAAUGAUGGUUGUGGUCCACAACCACAUAAAACUUUGCACUUAAGUGACGAAAACUUUUUCAAGUCCACUGAAUGUCUCCUUUUAAGCUUGAUACGUAAAGUGCCCAAUGAAGAGGAAGAGGAUGAUGAUGAUAGUUUUGGGGAACUUUCCAGAGAAAAUAAAGACUAUGUUCUCCGUAAGGGAUGCAUAAAGAAAACACAGUUGUACAAUGAUCGCUCCAGAAGGUCCAGUGCAAGUGAGAUGAUUGGAGGAAGCUGCCAAAACCUCUCUGCUUCCAGGAUUCGUGACGAAACCCUUUGUAAAAUUAGAGUACGGAGUUGCUCUGUGGAGGGAAUAAUAAAUUCUAUUAAUUCUGAGUUAAGUGAUGCAGAGAAUAAAAUUUCAGAGCCAGACCCUGAGGUUCCAAUGUGCUCUUCUCCAGAAGAGAAAUGCAUGAACUCUAGUGGCAAAUGUAAGUCUAUGUUUUCUCUUUAUUCUGAUGACCCAGCACAGAAACGGUACUCUCCAACUUUUAGUGAGAAAAGUGAUUGUGAUAAUUUGCUCAACAAACCCGAACACACACAACUUUCUAGAUCACAGAGCACAGGAGAUUAUCUUGGGACUUGUUCUAGUAGAAAUGUCCCAGUUGCUGAGAUUACUAUCAAACCAAGCCAGUGUGCACCAGGUAGGAUGCAGAACCAUCUGACUGCUGGUGUGGGAUGUGACCCUCAACAUCUGGAUAUUACUGUCACAAAACGGUUAUGCCAGAGUUCAGUGGAACUCUCCAAUUGCACCCUUCCUCACACCUCUGUCUUGCCAGCUACUUCCCAAAACCGCAAUGGCACGCAAAGUUUGUUGCAACCACACUUGGAGAGAGUCGCUAUAGAAGCAUUACAGCUCUGCUGUUUGUUGCUUCCUCCUGCGAACCGAAGAAAACUUCAGCUGCUGAUGCGAAUGAUUUCUCGCAUGAGUCAGAAUGUUGAUAUGCCACGUCUUCACGAUGCCAUGGGAACUAGAUCACUGAUGAUUCAGACGUUCUCACGAUGUGUGCUGUGUUGCGCUGAAGAGGUGGAUUUGGAUGAACUUCUUGCAACACGGCUGGUUUCUUUCCUUAUGGAUCAUCACCAAGAAAUUCUGCAAGUUCCUUGUUUUCUGCAAACUGCUGUCCAGGAUCAUAUCCAUUAUCUUCAGAGAGUUCAUGUUAAAGAUGUAGCAGCUGGCGAUCCAGCAUAUUAUUUUUGCAAACAGAUAAGUACACAGGAAUUUGAGGAGCAGAAGGUCGCUACCUCCCAAGCUGCAAUUAUGGAACUUUUGGAAAGUAUUGUGAAGGACAAAACCCUGGCAAUUAAAGAUAAAAAGAAAAAGCUAAAACAGUUUCAGAAAGAAUAUCCUGAAAUAUAUCGCAGUCGUUUCCCAACUACAGAAAGUGAAGCAAAACUUUUUGGAGACAAGCCUACCAUCAAACAGCCAAUGUUGGUUCUUAGAAAGCCAAAGUUUCGAGGCAUAAGAUAUUGACUAGAACGUUCCCCAAGGUCUAACGAUCUGGGGGGAAAUACGCAGUGUUAGACUUUUCUGGAAUAGAAAGUUCAAUUGCAAAACUCUGUAUUAUUGGUAACCUGCUGCCGUCAUUUUUUUUAUUGUUAAAUUUUGUGUUAUUUGAGGAACUGUCUGUAUUAAGCUGUCAUUUGCCAGAUAUUUAGGGACACAAGUGGUUAAAGAUUAUUCUGGCCCAUUCUAUCUGGCCCUUUUCUCUAAGGCAGAACAUGCUGUGAUCUGAGAUGUCAUUGCAGAAUGUGCACCAUGUCUGCAGAGAGAAUGGGACAUGCAGGAACUGUUCUUUUGCUUUGCAGCUCUGCUCCGCAUCAUUCUGUUCUCUUCAAACAGCACUGUGCUCUGGCUGCCCUGUGUUAGUUUUUCUUAAAGGGACAGUCAAGUCCAAAAAAACUUUCAUGUUUCAAAUAGGGCAUGUAAUUUUAAACAACUUUCCAAUUUACUUUUAUCACAAAUUUUGCUUUGUUCACUUGGUAUUCUUAGUUGAAAGCUAAACCUAGAAAGGCUCAUAUAAUUCCUAAGCCCUUCACGGCCACCUCUAAUCACAUGCUUUUGUAUUUGCUUUUCACAACAGGGAAGAGCUAGUUCACAUAAACCAUAUAGAGAACAUUGUGAGCACGCCCGUGGAUUGUGGCAGACACUGCACUAAUUGGCUAAAAUGAAAGUCAAUAGAUAAUAAAUAAAAUGUCAUGUGAUCAGGGGACUGUCAGAAGAUGCUUAGGUACAAGGUAAUCACAGAGCUAAAAAGUAUUGGUUGUGCAAAACCACCCGCCACCCUCUAGUCAUAGGUGCCGCAAUCUAUCACUAUAUUCCAGUGCUGAUCUGUUUGCAUGUGUGCAGCAACUCUUCAGCUACCUGCAGUGUAACCUAGCGCCCAUGAUUAGUAGGAGGUGCAUGAAAUGUAUUUAGUGUCCCUUUAAUAUGUUGAUGAGGUGGAGCCUGUGUUUCCAUUAUUACAUAUGAAAAGCUUAGUGUAGAUAAAAACUAGAUCUAUAUAAAAAGUUGAUAUGGUUUAAAGGGACAGUACAAGCAAAAAAAAAUCAUGCAUAUGAAAAGGUACUAUUUAAACAUGUUUACAAAAUUUUAUUUAUAUAUAUAUAUAUAUAUAUAUAUAUAUAUAUAUAUACACACACACACAACUGGGUCUUAAAGACGGAUUGCUCACUGGCUAAAGCUUAAAGGGGCAAUAUACUGAUUUAAAAAUCCAUUAUAAAACCAUUUAAAAACUUACUUAGAAGAUCCCAGUUUAGCACUUUUGAUGAGUUUAGGCUGGGACACCCAGUGAAAUGGGCUGGGAAAGCAGGAAGAGCAGACCCUCCCCCCUCCAAUGCAUAUGAAAAGACCCAUUACACAAACGGGAGCGGACAGGAGUCUGUAGACUUGAGUCUACAUCUGAUACUUUGGGGCUUGGAUAUGAAUCUGAAAAUCGGCACAAUAUUAUUAAAAUAUGAGCAAAACUACACAUUGUUACAAAAACACUUCAGAUGUGCUAUAUAUAAAUUGAUCAUCUACAAAACAUUUAUGCAAAGAAGAAUCUAGUGUACAGCGUCCCUUUAAUUCCUACUGCUUUACUGGUGGGCAGGGAAUUACCGUACAUUUUUUCACCGUACAGGAGCAUUGUGUUUUUGUUUUUCUCUGUUUUAAAUGCCCUCUUUUUAGAUGCAGCAAAGAAAUUAUUUUUGCCUUUACCUCAGGACCACAUCCCUCUAUGCAAUCCAUGGCAGCAAAUCCUAAAAGGGGCAUUUAACAUUAUUUCUAUGUUUCAUCUAACAGAAGGCAUUAUAAAAUGUAUUUAUUUUUAAAAACAGAUGUUCCCAUGCUGAAAAAAUAGAACUACAGGAUUGAUUCUUAAAAGCCAUUGAGAGUCUGUCCCACACACCAUUUGGGCGCUUCUUAUUUCAACAUAAGUGGCCUUUAAUUAUUUUGAUUUAAAACAUUAUAUAUGGCCUGAGGGCCACAUCCAGCUCACCUUAAGUUGCUGUAGACCUUAGCACCACUGAGUAGAAAACACUGCUACACUUGUUUCUUGAAGUUGUGGCUAGGUGUCUGGGCUUCAGACCACUUCAUUCUACUAUUGUUUAAAGGACCAAAAUAGUAAUAAAAUAAAAAAAAGUCACUGCUGUGUGUCAAUCACCCCCCCCCCCCCUAUUUGGUGUGUGUUUUGUGAAAUAAAAGUAAAGUAUUUGAGCAAUUACCAAAGAUUUACGGACAUAUAUUUACUAUUUAUCUUUUUACUCUCCUGCAGCAUUAUCUCAUAAAGACCAGAGAAGUAAAACUACUUGUUUAGAUUUACUUUGUGACUUUUCUAUAACCAGGUGUCUGAUACUGUGUAUAAAUAAACACUGCCUGUUUGCACAUUAUUUUUUUAUGUAAAUUGUAUUUGUUGCCUGAAUAUGAAAACUGACAUGUUAAACAUUUUUAUUUUUGUUUUCAUUUUAAAUUUUUGAAGAAGAAAAAAUGGUGCCUUAAACGUCUCAUUAAUAGCUUUUUUUUUGCACUCCAUUUGUAGAUACCUGUUGUAUUUAUACAUGUAAAUGAAUUGUUUUAAUCCAGUUUCUGCUAUUUGCAUAUAGUUUACAAUGUAUCUGCAUGAAUGCUGUUAUAAAGCCAUAAUGUUUUAAUUUUUGUGACUUUGUGAAACAUUAAAAUACAUCGGUAUAAA